Protopolystoma xenopodis is the source of this 426-nucleotide messenger RNA. NCBI's taxonomy places the organism in Eukaryota, Metazoa, Platyhelminthes, Monogenea, Polystomatidea, Polystomatidae. The record is from the annotation of a GenBank genome assembly.
ACCUCCUAUCCGGAUCUCCCUCAUGGUCUCUUAGAUCCAUUUCUAGACCUUCCGGUUCACCCAUUUCACUCGCUUCCACUCCCGGGGUACGUUUCACUCCAGGCGCCAUUUCUCAAGGCCAUAGACGUACGUACACUGCCGCCUCAUCGAGUAGAGCGCCGAGGCUCCGAUUGCCAUGCUUGCAGAUAUCGAGCAUUGUCUCUACGCGUCGUCUUCUCGAUAAAACCCGUGCAACCUGAGCAAACUGUGGACGCCCAUCUCUGGUCGCAUGUGGAAUCUCAAGUGGAUUUCUGGUACAUUUUGGCCAUAAUGUCGAAUUUCUGUGACGGUUUGCUUAUCCAUCCGCCUAGCUCCCCGACUGCCAGGCCCCAAAGUUGUACUGGUUUCUCCGAACACACUUCACUCACUGGGAGCAUCUUUGCAUGA